Molecule: messenger RNA, 309 nt
Organism: Fusarium poae
Lineage: Eukaryota; Fungi; Ascomycota; Sordariomycetes; Hypocreales; Nectriaceae
Exons: 2
Coding region: 1-309 (102 amino acids)
Source: RefSeq, a predicted model, not a curated record
AUGUCUGCUCAAGAUUACUACGGCGGCGGCGGUGGCGGCGGCGGCUACCCCCAGCAACCUCAACCUUCCUACGGCCCCCCUCAAGGCCAGUACGGCCCUCCCCAAGGCCAGUACGGUCCUCCUCAAGGACAAUACGGUCCUCCACAAGGACAAUACUAUGGCCCACCUCAAGGCCAAGCUCCUAUGCAAUAUCAACAAGCACCCCCUCAGCAGAGUGGUGGAAAGGGAGGCGGCGGCGGUUGCCUGGCAGGUUGCCUAGCAGCUCUGUGCUGCUGCUGUGUUGCUGAAGAAGGAUGUGAAUGCUGGUAA